This is a messenger RNA of Epinephelus moara (kelp grouper), 3926 nucleotides long. RefSeq names its product zinc finger MYM-type protein 2-like. Lineage: Eukaryota; Metazoa; Chordata; Actinopteri; Perciformes; Serranidae. The record is from RefSeq and is a predicted model, not a curated record. Gene Ontology annotation, biological process: DNA integration; DNA recombination. Gene Ontology annotation, molecular function: DNA binding. The transcript is spliced from 2 exons. Bases 1486 to 2757 code for a protein of 423 amino acids.
CGUCGGCCAGAUGUAUGUGUGCUAUCUGGGUACAGUACCUGUACCUGUACAUCUGACACUGAUCACACCCUUGAAUCCCAUGAAAUCAAUGCUGCGCAGAUGAAUUGCGUGUAUUACAAUUAUCGUCUAACAUCAUUGCAUCUGAUAAAUUGGUCUUCUUUGUCAUAACGUUAUAUAUACUACAAUAAAGCUUAAAGCUGACGUCACAAUUAAAUCAUAUCAACACCAAAUUGAUAGUCUGAAUAAAAUCAUCCUGAUAUUGAGCUGUGUUAGAAAUUAACAGCUGCGCAAAAAUAUACCUAGUCUCCCUCUUUAAAAAACAAAAAGGAACAUCCCUCAAACACCAUGAAGUGUAAACAUGAUAGGCUACUUUCCACAUUUCCAGCAGCAAAGCUGUCAGUUAGGCCCAUUAUCUUUAACAAGGAUCAUUUCCUCCAACAAAAAAAAAUGUUGGCACUAAUUAAUGGUGCUAUUAAGUGUCCGCAAAUGAUCAGUUUCUUUCUUAUGAAGGGGUGGGAUGAAAUUCCGACUUCUUCCUUUUUGAACAAUCUUUUCAUUGUCUGUUGUUGUUGCUUUCUUUUCUUUUUUUAAUGUUCAAAAUAAACUUUCAAAUCAAAAUCAAUCAAAUUAAUCAAACUUCCCAUCAUGACUGGGCUGCAUUUCUGUCAGCGGAGUCAUUUUUUUCCGAACAGCUGAUUGGCCAGUGGGUGGUGCUUUUUAUAGGAUCAGAUUCAACCCUGAACUUACCCUGCUCCGGAGCAGGAUAGCUGUUCAGAGUAAGUUACCAUGGUGAUCUACCCCGAUAAGAACUGACCCGGCUUUUUGAGACAGAAAACCCAGGGUUAACCCUGAAGUUACCUCGCUAAGACAUUAAUCCUGCUUCGUGAUACAGGCCCCUGCUCUCUCUUCUCACGGGGAAGGACCGCAGUUGGACCCUUGUGUCUGUAACUAUUUGAGUGUUUUCACACUUGGUCCUCUUCAGCCCUCUAAAUGGACUCAGAGUGGUGACUCAGCAUUUGUUGUGCAUAUGUUACUAUUUUUAGAAUUAAGCCACGUCCACUCUUGGUGCAACACAUUUAUGUCCUGUAGGAAAGGUAUACACACAGAAAAUAAGACCUCUCUUGUGCACACUGCAACUCACUUAUCAUUUACUGACCACUACUUCUGCUCUGCUGGUGUCAGCUACUCAAGUAUCUUACACUGCUAUCCUAUACUCUAUUACACCUUGAACAAAUACCAAUAACCAUAAUGCAGUUUAUACAACAGUUAGUUCCGGCCAAGCAAUUUGAAGCAAUUUGAUUGGCCAAGAGACAUUCAAAACGUGACGAUAUUGGAGUAAAAUAUCACGGUUUGUUCACUCUGCCACACUGAAUGUAUUACUCUGCAUCAAACAGCUGAUCAAUGCUGACGCGUUGCCAUGGCAACAUUCUAACUACCGCUGCGCUCAAGUGACAUUUAACGAGUCUGGCCUAGUUCAGAGAAAACAUGGAUUUUCUUAAAAAUAUCAGUUUUGAACUGAAUUACGAGUGGUCAUCAGAUGAGGAUGGGGGAGAAGGGAAGCUGAAUCCGACUGGGGCUGUGCCAACAUCCAGGUUUGCCAUCGUUUCAUCAGCUGAACUGGACGAACUGGAGAAAACCAAGAAUGAGGCGAACACCGUUAGGCAGACAUUAUGGGCUGUCAACUGUUUCCAAACUUGGUUGCGUGUGAAAUCAAUCGGCAUCAAUUUCCAGUCCAUCGAGAAGGCAGAACUGAAUGAAGUUUUGAGGCAGUGUUAUGGAUCAGUGCGCACCACCAAAGGAGAGCUUUACGGGAUAAGUAGUUAUGUCAGACUGCGCGCCGGUUUAAACCGUUACAUUAACGAGCCUCCUAUCAGCCGGUCAUGGAACAUAAUGCAAGACGCAGAGUUCACACAAGCGAAUAAUGUGUUUAAGGGAGUGGUUAAACAGAUUAGGAGAGCUGGGAAGGACAGAACAACACACCAUCCCGCUAUUACACCUGAUCAGCUCAUCCUAACGCACUCUGCUGCGCUGCGGCCAGACAAUCCAAAAGGUCUGCUUAACAAAGUCUGGUACGACCUCCAGUUACAUUUUGGACGGCGAGGGAAGGAGGGGAACAGGGCCCUUAAACUCGACUCUUUCGUGUUAAAAACGGAUGAAAACGGUGCCAAAUAUUUCACCUUGUCCUUCAAUGAGGAAACUAAAAAUCAUAAAGACCCGUUGGAGAGAGACAGAGAAAACAGGAGAGGUGCCAUGUAUGAGGAGCCAGAAAACCACCUCUGCCCAGUUGCUUCCCUGCUUAAAUACCUCAGCAAAAUCCCACCAGAUGCAAAAGCCCUCUACCUAAAACCUAAAAUGACAGCAGCCCCCACAGACAACGUCUGGUACACUGCAGCUCCACUGGGAGUUAACGCACUGGCACAGAUGCUCCCGAAGAUGUGCAAGGAGGCGGGGACACAAACUGUUUACACCAAUCACAGCCUCAGGGCCACUGCCAUCCAGAAACUGUCAGAUGCGGGACUUGCAGCGAGGGAGAUCAUGACAGUCAGUGGGCAUCGGUCUGAGAGCUCAUUGAAAAGCUACUGGAGGCCAUCCAUGGACAGCAGGAAACGAUGGAGCCACAUACUGUCUGAUCAAACCACAGAGUCAGCCGUCAUGCCUGUCAAGCAACAGUCAACUAGACCCGUGCUUUCACCCGACAUCUAUUUCACUGGCUGCACAAUCAACGGAAAUGUGCAGAUCAAUGUGAAUACGAAGUAGCGUAUAGGCUUGCCUGCUGUGUUUGCUGCGUUGCCAUGGCUACAGUGAGCGUUGAAUGUGGGGGGGAACUGUUUUUGUUGGCGGAGGAAAAUAAAAUACUUAAAUAAUCUAUUUUGUCACCUUUCUUCAACAUUUUCUUACUCAGCAUUGCUAUUUUAACUGUUGUAUAAAAGCAAUAUCACACUCCAGGUCGUGAUGUUGUACUGUGAUAUCGUCACAGCUGUGAUUCGGUCGUAGGUACGAGGCCGCAGGCCGAGUGCCGAAGACAAUCACAGAUGCAAAAGGGCUUUUGCAUCUAUCACAGUACAUCAUCACUCCCUCUCGUGUGAUAUUGCUUAAUUUUAGUACACAUAACAACUCAUAUACAUUGGGAAUUGACAUAUUACUCCUGGUACCAUACCCAUAGAUCUCUGUACUCUGAACGAGGUGUUUACAUUUCUGUAAACAACAUUUUCUUCUGGUUUUACGGCAGAUUUUCUUCUUUGUUUGCUGGAAUAUCUCGUCAAUGGCAGGGAAGCAUUGGGUCAUAAAUGACGGAAAAAACUCAUUAAUGGUGGGGAAAGAGUUAAUAUUAUUGCAGCUACAUGCAAUAAGUUCUCUCAUCAAUAUCCUACUGUCUCCCAAUAUUGUCCCUCACCACAAAGGAUACCAUUGAACCCAUUGCAAGACUAUACAACAGAGCUUAUGAGAUCCAUGGUAACCUCCCCCAUUUGGACUCAUCUCCACAGUCUUACAGUCUAAUGCCUUGACUUUUCAAAACUACACAAAUAAAUUAAAUUAAAUUCUACUUUCAGAUCAUAAACAACAUCUACAAUCCUACACUUAAUGCUGUCACACAAGUCACAACACAAGACAGCAACACGUCACUAGAUCAAUUUCACAUGCAUUUAUUCCUGUACCACAUUACAAAAAACAAUUAUGGUCAGAGAUCAUUUUGACACACUUACACUAAAAUCUGGAAUGAGAUCCCAUUAUACAUUAGAGCAAUAACCUCUAUUACACACUUCAAAUACGCAUAUUAACAGUAUCUGAUGGAAGGACAUACCUGCUAAACACUGACUUAAAUCCCAUAUCCCAUUUAACUCAGCCUCUUUAUACUGACUCCCAGUAUGUUUUAGAAUAGAUUUUAAGAUUUUACCGGUUACUUUUAAGGUUCUUUAUGGUCUCUC